UACACUAACCAGCCGAAAGUUUCUCGCCGCCACAUUUUGACGGGAGCGAGGUGCCAGAAAACACUUAAACCAAAAAGAGAAUCAGCAAGGUUUGAGGCUGAAAACCUGACCCACCCACAAUGUCCGUGGGUAGGUUGCUGGUAAUGUGUUCAGUUUUCUUGAGCUGCAUGUGUAGAGGUGAGAGAAAAGAAGAGGAGAAAGCGAGUAAUCUUUUCCCCGGACAUGACGUAGCUUCGUCCCGGAUGAAGUCGUUGUUGGAAUCCAGUGGAAUCUUGUCCGAAGGUUUAAGGUUAGCGGACCUCCAAAAGACGGCUGAAAACUCCAGCGAGGACACUCAACCCCACGAUUACAUUCUGUCUGUGUGGGCAGCGAUGAUGGCUGGGGAGGAGAAUAACAGGGAGCCGCAGAAAGAGCCGAGUGUAGUGGCAGUUUUGUCGGAACCACCUACAGAUGACGUUCAUGUUUUGAAGGAAAUGACAUUGAUGUUCAGUUUAAACAAAAGCCUGUCCCAAGGUGUGGAAUCAGUGACAGCCGCUGAAAUAAUUCUGUACAAGAACUCAAAGCUAUCUGCAAGAGACUCUGACAGCGACACAGUUACAGUAAAACUUACGGUCUAUAAUGCCAAUGAUAACCAGUUUAACUCAACCUACACCAGAGAGCUGACCAACCAGAGUAACACGAUAUUGUUGUUCAAUGUGACUAAGGUGUUCAAAAAGCUUGUGGAGGAAAUGAGCUCUGAAAUGAAGGUGAUAAUAAGUCUGAAUACAUCAGUCACAGAAAACCUGGCCACAUCAUCUGUCGGAGACUAUCUGGUAACAGAGGACCCCACACACGUACCCCUACUCAUUGUCUACCAUAACAUGGUGCCUCUAGACCCCGAAGACAGACUCACGAGUGUAGGCCAGAAGAUCGACGAUGAGGGUGAUUACCUGUCCAGUGAAAACACGAGCGGUAGCAGGCAGAGGUUGAAUGUUGGGUUUGAUGCGCACAACAGCUCUGACCACAGGAUGCGCCGUAAAGCGAGAAGAUACCGUGCUCAAAGCAGUGUGAUUCACAAUCACAACCCAAACUGCCACCUGCACAGCUGGGUUGUUGAUUUCCACGCAGACCUGCGCUGGACCUGGAUUAAAUUUCCCACUUCCGUCAGACUGAAUUUCUGCGGUGGCAUCUGUCCUUCCCCUCUAGCUGGCAAGGAGCUCAAUUCCACCAACAAUGCUUUCAUCCGUGACCAGUACAUCGUGGCAACAAAAUGGCAACACCGAGAGAUCCCGGCCACGUCUUGUGUCCCCAUCAAACUGGCUCCUAUCGAUGUGUACUAUGUUGCCGCAAACAACGAUCAUGUUAUUCGCCGUCUGCCUGAUGUGGUUUCUGAAGACUGUGCCUGUCUCUAAAAGGAUUUUUGUGCUUUGGAUUCACAGAAUAGCAUCAGCUGAAUUACUAGUAGCAUUGGUACAAUACGCAUUGUUGUUCUCGUUAAGUUUUUCUUUUGCAAAUUAGAAAAUGUUUUUGUUCAUCUUCAAAGGAGACAUAAAUAAGUUAAAUGCAAAUCAACAGUGAGUCAUACAUUUUAAUUGUGCUUAAUUUCACCAUUUGAAUUGAUGCACUAGUUGAAUUUAAUUACCUUUAUAAAAUUAACAUUUGAGACUACAGUUGUUGUAAAUGUACAUUUGUUUUAAAAUUAAAUUAAGUCCAGUUGUAUGUGAGACUUUCAUUUUUAAAUUUAUAAAAGUGGAACUACCCCAUUUCUUCUAAAAUUGGAGACAGAUAUCAAUAAUGUUGAAAGUAGAAAGUUACAUUUCUUUACCAACCUUUUGGAAAAGUAAAACUGAGUAUGUUGUUCAUGAGAUGGUCUAACCAUCUGAGAAAAAAGAAACUCAGUAUUCCUGUUAGAAUUACAUAUAUAUUGGCUAAAAUGAUUAGACCAGGUGUCCCAAAUUUUAGAAGAAAUAGGGUAAUUUGAGAGUAAUAGAUUGUUGUGAUCAGGUUUGGAGUAAUUACCAGUUUCAACUACAUCAACAUGUGUAUUAGCGAAUCUACCAUAAUCAUGUCUUAGCAGAUGAAUAAUUCUGAGACUUCAGGUUUUGAACAUUGAAUUUCCAUUUAUUGCUGAUUUUGGAUGACUUAUUGUUAUAGAGUGCUAUCUAGAGAUUGUCAAAUAUUAUUAAACUAACUUCUAAAUCUAUAUGUUUUUAUAACUAAUAUAACCAGACAUUUGGUUUAAGAAAGCCAUUUAGUACCACUGGCUUAAUGUUCAAUACAAAAUGCAUCUUUUAAUUUUCA
Molecule: messenger RNA, 2280 nt
Organism: Liolophura sinensis
Lineage: Eukaryota; Metazoa; Mollusca; Polyplacophora; Chitonida; Chitonidae
Product: growth/differentiation factor 6-A-like
Exons: 3
Coding region: 120-1391 (423 amino acids)
Cellular component (GO): extracellular region
Molecular function (GO): growth factor activity; cytokine activity
Source: RefSeq, a predicted model, not a curated record